AGCUUCCAUUACCUCACACAAUAUUCAUAAGUAGAAAGGAGUGUGUUACGGAAAUAUAGAUGUUCAAACUUUUUUUUCGAAGCAAGUAAAUGGACCAUAGGCAGUAUAUCAUCUCAUGGCCAAAGAUAAAUCUUUGAAAUCAGGAUCAAAUCAUCCUAAGAGGAAAGAGUUGGGUUCAAAUGCUAGCGACGUUCAGGCAGAAAAAAUCAUGGAGGCUGAAAUAAAAAAGAAGAGGAAAAAGAUGGCAAUAGAGGAGGAUCCAGUACAGACUCCUCACGUAACAAUCACAGCAGAUGAUAAAAAACAGAAAAAGGACACGAAAUGCAAAAAGAAGGGAGUGAAAGAGCAAACACAGACAAAGCAAACUGAGAUUUCAGAUCCACCCAGUCUUCCUGAGGGAACACACAAACCGGAGACAGAGGAGGAGGACUUGAGUCCCGAGGAGAAGCGGGUCCUGGAGCGGAAGAUGAAGAAGAUCCUGAAAAAGGAAGAGAAGAAGAGGCUUAAAGCUGAGGGAGAGACCUUACAGAAAUCUGAAGCAUCUGGACCCACCGCACCUCAGCAGGCAUUAGAUUACCUCACCUGCUGGGCUGAAAACCGCACAGAGUGGAGGUUCCAGAAAACCAGGCAGACAUGGUUACUGCAACACAUGUUCAACUCUGAAAAGAUUCCAGAUGAUAAAUUCUCUGUGCUGCUCCUGUACCUGGAGGGGCUUCGUGGAGGGGCGAGGGACACGACAGUGCAGAAAGCCGUAGCCCUGGUUGAAGAGUCAGGACAAGCACCAGAGGACAUGGUUGUCCAGCAGAGGGCGCACAGAGCCAGAGAAGUUAUCCAGCUGCUUUCCUGACCUACCACUGCUGCAGGAAGGCAUCACAGUCACCAGAGAAAAAGACUGAACUCUGUUGAUCUGGACUGAAUGAUUGCUCUGAUCUCAGGCUCGAACUGAAACCGUUGCUUUAUAUGUAGUAUUGUAUAAUGGUCCUUUGGGGAAAGGAAAAGUUUUGAUCAAAUCUCAAAUGUAUUAAUCUCAAGGUUAUUUUAAUAACAAACUAUACUUAGGGUACAGUAGUACCCGGGGGGACAGUAGUUGAUUUUUUUUUUUUUUUUUUACUACCCCUAAUGUUAAGAAUUCAGAGGAUAACAUCCAGUUUCACCAGUAUGGACAAAUGAGGUGAGAUGUGAGCUCCCACAGGUGAAACAGAAAGCUGAGAGACCUCUGGAGUUAAGUCUCAGGAAUGUUUUGUAGUCAAGACGUGUCCGUGCUUGUCAAGGCCCAUAAUCAGUGAAGUCACUGAUGAGAAAUAACUUUUCAUGCCCGCUCUAUGUAUAAUCAUGAUGAGCACGUUUUUGUUUUGACGUAUCCUCUGUCACAAAAACAUAAUCCAGACCAGUGGUUCGUGUUCGAUAUAUGUGCAUUGGAGAUUACCUCUAAACCCUUUUCUUAAAUUAAACCUUACACAUCAAGUAUGUGCUGUGAUUGUAAUGUAAUCUAAUAAAUUUAUCUAAUUUUACAUGGUAUCUAUAUAACCAAGAUGCGAUUAUGUCAACUAUUGACAUCUCCGCUAUGCCUAAAACAGGCAUAGGUAUGAGCAGCUGCCAGUUCUUGCUAUAGUACCAGGGAGAAUCUAGGCUACCUGCACAAAGGCAUGUUUUGAGUUUUAAUUCAGGUUGCAAACGUGUCACAGGAAGAAAACUAAGUCCCUAUAUGUAGCUAAAAGGAGGUGACCUGACCUCACUUCCUGAAUUUAUAAAAAUGCUCCAAAUACAGUGCACUUGACAUUUAAAUAUUUUUGGGCCACUUUUGCCUUUUGGUUUAGAACACAUACACAUGAAAAAUACCAGUUAUUUGAAUCCAGUAUACUUUGUAUAUAUACCCAUGUAGAUAAUUUGCUGGAUAUUUUCUGAUAGUGUACCUGGCACAAGUGAUCCAGACUUACACUUAAAUAUAGUCUGAGUAUACAUCUUCACCUGUAACAGUUUUUAAGGGCUCGCAUUUUUCUUGUAAAAAGUUUGUAAACCUGCUGAAGACUCAAAUGCUAC
Molecule: messenger RNA, 2040 nt
Organism: Xiphias gladius (swordfish)
Lineage: Eukaryota; Metazoa; Chordata; Actinopteri; Istiophoriformes; Xiphiidae
Gene: chlsn
Exons: 6
Coding region: 116-847 (243 amino acids)
Source: RefSeq, a predicted model, not a curated record